AACAGCACUGCAGCCGCGGCGAGGCAGUCAAUUGAGGGGGAAUUGCAGUGCAGCCCCCUUAAGCUGCACACGCGCCGUGCAGCGUAGCUGAUUGAGGACCCCCGGCCGGCUGCAGCACGUGGCGGCGCUCGGAAGAAGCGCCUGCGAAUCUGGCGGUGGAGCCGAGUGGGCAUUGCAGUAAGUGGCGGCUGCAGCGGUGGCGGUGGCUCUGCGAGCUGCGUGAUCCUUCCUGUACAGCUGGACGAAUGUGACGUGGAAAGGUGUAGUUUGGCGUUUAACCUUCCAUAUAACGGAACGACGGAAUUGCGCGUAUCUUGUGAUUUUUCUCUCCCUCGGACCCUCGAAAUCUACGAAGUGUGGUGAAAAGAGAACCGAAGUCCAACUGGAAUGAAGCGGGCGGCUCGUUUGUAUCGUCUCAUGUAGCAGAGCAGGGAUGCCCACUGGACUGAUUCACAAUUAACACGGCAUAGAUUCAGUCAGGAUGGUAUCAGAAGCAUCCGAUAUCGAUGACAGACCGAAGCGAUGGAAGACUCAACGCCUGAGCCUGCCUUUGUCGACGUGGACAAAGGACUAACUCUAGCAUGCAUCGUCUUCCUCUGCCUCUUCCUGAUUGUUAUGAUAAUCCGCUGUGCCAAAGUCAUUAUGGACCCUUACAGUGCCAUCCCCACCUCGACCUGGGAAGAGCAACAUCUGGAUGACUAACGACCGGAAAGCAGGAGGGGGAUUGAGAGGUCCUUCGACUUCUGGUCGCAUCGUCGGGAUGGAGAUCGAGUUCAGUCGGGACUGGGGGAAAGUGGUGAUGUGCAAGAGUACAAGGCCAGGGGGAGAAACGAAAUGUGGACAACCUGCGAGGGGGUGACUUUAACUGUGCUGGGCAGUAAUACAGCUAUUAAUAGUAGUAAUAAUAGUAGUCGGUGGACUGGGUGGGAUGCGUUUGAAUGAACCGAGUCGCAUACUUUCAGUAGCCGGUGAGUCCUUUCCUUUAUGACGACACUGUCGCCACAGCCUAAUGCCAAAUCACAGCCCAACUCAGAAUUCACAUUGUCAUUGUCACGUCUCAUUGCCACUUACAUAAACUGCAUGUGGAGCCUCAUCAGAUACAUAGAUGGUGUAGUAGGCAAGAUUAUAAAAAUUAUAUAGGAUAGAUACUUAGAUCAGACUAUAAUAAAUGGAUAGAUGGUGUAGUAGGCAGAAUUAAAACUAUAUACGAUAGAUCACACUAUAAUAAAUGGAUAGAUGGUGUAGUAGGCAGGGUUAAAAAAUGAUAUAAUAUAGAUGGAGAGAUAGGGCAUUGUAUCAAAUCUAUUUAUCUGACUAUAUGUAAAACAUAAUAUAUUGAGGCUCAAUUGAUAUACUGUACAUGUAUACAUAGAGACCACUGCCCAGUUCAUGAACAAACACAGACUUCACAUUGUCAUUGAGCAGCAAAAAUAGCCAGAGUAUGUUGAGCCUCCCGCGAUAGAUAGAUAGAUAGAUAGAUGAUAUAGUAGGCAAGAUUGAACAUUUUAAUAGAUUACAUUAAAUAGGAUAGAUGGAUAGAUAGGUGGUAUAGUAGGCAAGAUUAAAAAAUUUGAUUAUAUAGGAUAGAUAGAUAGAGAUAGAUAGAUAGGAAAGUCACAGUAUCAGAUCUAUCUAUCUAAAUAUAUACUGUACAAUGAGGGUAUGUUCUUCAUGUAUGUACAGUAGACUGAUGAGAGCUCACAAAUGCUGCCCCCAAACCAAAAUAACUUCUAAAGGGUACCACAUUAUUAUAAAGCAACAUUACAAAUGACAGGGAAAGUAGAGGCUACAAUAGAAAGGUAACAUAAUAAGCACCUAAACCUUACAGGCCUACCUAUACUGGUGAGAUCUUUCAUUGUGUCCCGCACUGUCUGGUUCAUUCUCACACACUAAUCCACAAUUAUUCACCUCUAACUAAGAUGAUCCUUUUUCACACUCUGGCCUCUCUUCCUCCCUUAACCAGUUGAGCUCAUUGUUGAAGUCCAAUCUUAAUGGACGUAUGACUGGAAGUGACUUCUGAACCUUAGCCAUUAACUUGUUCCUGGUGAGCCAUGUGCAAGACUUCUAGGGUACUAGAUACAAUGUGGAAACCCUGGGGUCAUCUAGCAGCUUCAUGUUUCUAUGUUACAUCAUCAUAAAAUGUUGCAAUUGAGCCCCAAAUAGACUGUCCAGCCUGGAAUGGCUGAGGAGCACAAACGCACUGCAAAAGGAGCUCCACCAUGGCCCUUACUGGCUUUUGUAGGGAGGGGGCUACCAGUAUACUGAUUGGAGUUCCCAUUGCUUUGCUUUAACCAUUUCAGGAUCUCCUAUAGCACAGCUUCUAUUAGGACAAACCCCCUGCUCAUCACAACUUGUGUUGCUACCAUGGUAUAUAUAUAUAUAUAUAUAUAUAUAUAUAUAUAUAUAUAUAUAUAUAUAUAUAUAUAUAUAUA
This is a messenger RNA of Polypterus senegalus (gray bichir), 2432 nucleotides long. Its product is annotated as cortexin domain-containing 1. The coding region runs from base 523 to 702 and encodes 59 amino acids. The transcript is spliced from 2 exons. Lineage: Eukaryota; Metazoa; Chordata; Cladistia; Polypteriformes; Polypteridae. The record is from RefSeq and is a predicted model, not a curated record.